ACAUGUCGAAGUAGAGGGGCGGAGACCCACGAAAAAGACGGAUGAUCAUUUUGGUAAUUAAAUAUCGGUAAUAUGGGUAAUUCCAGUUUCACAAUCGUCACGAUGUUGCAAAGCUUCAGAGACAUUAUGUAUAAGUCCCGUGUUUACCCAGGCAGCGACUCCUCGCUGACACGAGACAGCGGAUCCGAGAGCACGCCGUUACUCUCCUCGGAAUCCCGCACGAGCCCGGAACCGACGAUAUUCGACAAUUCGGAAACGAGUGACUUAGAUUACCCGAGCCCGGCCGGCUGCCCUAUCAUAUAUGGGAGCGUAGACAACGCCGGUUAUAAAACGAUUCUAGCUGUACCAAAGAAGUCAUUCUCCUCAAAGUUGGAUAAAGAGUUACUCGUUUCCACAAUGGUGACCCCGUCUUGCAUAGUAAAUUUCGAUCACGGAAAAAAUUACGAGCCGUGCAACGUGGAUUUGAUAUUAACGAACGAAAAUUUCAACGCAAAAACGCACGAGAUAGACUUUAAGCCUGGACCCCUGCCAUUUCAAUCCGAGAUGGUGCAGGCUUCGUGCAAGGAUCUCAAGCCGAAGCAGAGCUCGCUGGUUACCAUAUUUUCAAUAUGGAAUACAAUACUAGGCUCGUCGUUACUAACGAUGCCGUGGGGAAUUGUGAUGGCCGGAUUCUUUCCUGGGAUCAUCCUCAAUCUGCUGAUGAGCGGUUUAUGCUUGUACACUGCUUAUCGUCUCGUAGUUGCACACGCAUAUCAUGGUGGUGGAGCAAACGUAGAAGUCUUAGACUUGUGCCGGAUAUAUCUCGGCAAAUGGGCGGAACAUAUUGCUAGAAUUUUUAGUAUUGCCGUAUUGCUGGGUGCAACUAUAGCUUACUGGAUAUUAAUGGCCAACUUCCUUUACAAUAGCGUCAAUUUUAUUUAUGAUAACAUAGGUGGCUGGUCGGUGCAUCCUGUAUCUGAGAACAUUUCAUAUAAAGAAGUUCUGUGUCCGAAAGAGAUCCGAGACAAUAAUACCAUUGUGACCUAUGAGAAAACGUUCGAUGCGUUGGGACCAGCGUGGGAUCAGCGCAACACAGUGCCCAUGUUUUUGGCUCUACUUAUAUUUCCCUUCUUAAAUUUUAACAGUACGACAUUUUUCACGAAGUUUAAUUCCCUCGGAACGGUGUCAGUUAUGUACUUGAUUAUCUUCGUUGUGAUAAAAUCAGCGUCAUGGGGCAUCAACAUGGACCAAGUCGAAUGGGAAACGAGUUGGGUGAUACGGCCCACAUUUCCAGCGCUUUCCGGGUUGCUGGCAAUGUCAUUUUUCAUCCACAAUAUCGUAGUCAACAUAAUGCAGAAUAAUCGUUACCAAGAAAAUAACGGAAGAGAUUUAACCAUAGCAUAUAUUCUCGUCACAUUUACUUAUAUCAUCGUUGGAGUAUCGUUUUUCAUGUGCUUCCCAUUGCCCAAAUCGUGCAUAGAAGAUAAUCUAUUGAAUAAUUUUCAAAAGUGGGAUGGCCUGACGCUAAGCGCUCGUAUAGUGCUACUCUUCCAACUGCUAACUGUCUAUCCUUUACUCGCAUACAUGCUGCGUAUCCAGUUGUUCUCAUGGAUAUGCAAAGGAGUAUCCAAUACAUGCUUGGUGCUCUUCAUUAAUCUCAUAUUAGUCUCUAUAUGUAUCAUUUUCGCGACGUUUGUUCCUCAUAUCGGGACUAUCGUUAGGUACACCGGCGCUUUAAGCGGACUCAUCUACGUUUUCACUUUCCCAAAUUUAUUGCAUUUAUCCAUUUUGAAGAAGGAAGGAAAAUUAAACGUGUGUUCGAUAUUAUUCCAUUUAAGUAUACCUAUUAUUGGGCUUUUAAAUCUCAUUGCUCAGUUCUUUAUCACGGAUCGUUAAUCGUAUAAUUAAACUCGUGUAGACUGUGCAUUUAUAUGAUACUUAGUAUUUUGUGAAUACAAUUGAAUGUGCAUCGUUAUGCAUUUUAAGAGAAUCCUAUAGUGUUCAACAAUUACAUUACUAAAGUAGAUUUAAAUACAACAGCGAUUGAGAAGCGUUAGGCAAAUUAUUGCAAAAUGCAAUUUAUUGCAUGGAGUUAUAAGAAGAAAAUUUUACACGAAACAAAAAGUGUAUUUAAAAUUUAAAACAGCAUAAUAGAGAUUAUGUAAGGCAGCUGUUUUGUAAACGCAAUAACAUAAUUUAUUUAAUUACGUGAUACAAUAUAAUUUAGAAUAAUAUUUUGAAAAAAUAGACUUAUUUUCUUAUUGUAACUAUGAAGACCUUUAAUGUUGUAUGUCUUUUGUAUUUCAAUAAACAUACAUAGUAUUAAAAGUA
Solenopsis invicta (red fire ant) is the source of this 2310-nucleotide messenger RNA. Its product is annotated as sodium-coupled neutral amino acid transporter 9. NCBI's taxonomy places the organism in Eukaryota, Metazoa, Arthropoda, Insecta, Hymenoptera, Formicidae. The transcript is spliced from 11 exons. The record is from RefSeq and is a predicted model, not a curated record. Gene Ontology annotation, molecular function: amino acid transmembrane transporter activity. Gene Ontology annotation, biological process: amino acid transmembrane transport. Bases 73 to 1875 code for a protein of 600 amino acids.